GGUUGAUCUUUCAUCUCUUACUAUAUAAAUGUUCAGUAGAUGCUUUGAAUUCCAAUUGGAUCUAUGGUCAAUUCGCAUGUUCCAUCAAGCUUGCUUUCCAAAGCCUUUUACAGUCAUCCGACAAUGUGCAUUCCGUCAAAAGACAAUUUGCCUUAGAGUUUACAACUUUGGGAAGUGAGCACUUGUUCUUUCUGGGAAUCUGCGGGCCUUCUGCUUCCAAAUGACGAACGUCCGAUCAAUUGACGCUUGUUCUUUCCUCCGUCAGAAUGAGUGUGUUUUUCUGAAUUUCUAAGUGUCAAUCCUACCGAAGCCUUUCUUGAGCGUUAAUAAUCCUGCCUUUAUUUCACUGGGUCGAGCUACUAUUGCAAGCCAUAACCGGAUUGAUGGAUAGAUGAUUGCGAUCAAAAAAGUCGAGUUCCCACAAAUCCAACCGCAGCACCAACCGCAGAGACACCUGCCAUAAAGCACUCAACCACACACCCACACAGCCACACACACACGCAAAGCACCCAGCCAUAGAUUGUUUGUUUGGAAUCAAGUCAAGCUCAUACUCUAUUAGAAUACUAUACUAUACUAUACUAUACUAUAUCAAGAUGGUCAAAUUGAGCGACAUUGUACCAGAAGAAGUACGCGGCGUUCGGUUCUCCGUGGUGGAAGAAUUUGAGUUUGAAUGUUUCGACUACACGGAGGAAGAGCGCAACGAACUGUGGUACAACAUGGAGGAAAUGGUAGAACUGGCCAAAUACGAGAUGCAACUGUGCAAUGAGAACAACCGCAAAGAAGGUUGUACAUGGCGAGGACUGGAGCACAUGCAGACGGGAGAAGACGAACGUCAAGAACGAGUCGCCGAGUUGCUCGAUCGUGCGUUGGAUGCGUUUGAUGAGAUUUUCAUGGACGAGAUGAUGGACGAGGAUGAAAAGGCCGACUUGUUGCGGGAUGCCUGUCGUUCGUUGACACGAGAGGAUCGCAAGCGCGCGUACAAGUGGGGACUCCGAGAUGCAUCGAUUGCCGAUAAGAUUCAAGAAGAGUCCGACAAGAAACGACCCAUGAAGAAGAGCCAAAGCAAAGAGGGAGGAAGUCGCUCGUCGAAGGAUGGUCAGCGUUCCUCCAAGGACAGCACCCGUCGUGGUGGCAAGAGAAAGACAUCUUCUUCUACCCGAGACAAGCAGAGGCCCAGUCCAUCCACAAGCACUAGCUCACCAGCCGCGCAAUUGAGAAUGAACCCAAUUGCUGCCUAAACAACGCGGUUGGUUGCAGUUUUGUAUAGAACACUUGUACAGAUGGAAUGGAAGAUAUGGCAUGGCUUGCCAGAAUCAAAUCAAUUCCCACCCACCAGCCAAUAGCAGCACUAUUGCUUGUAUAAAUAGAUAGCAAAUAGAAGAAAAACACGCAAGUUACCAAGUU
Seminavis robusta is the source of this 1404-nucleotide messenger RNA. The record is from the annotation of a GenBank genome assembly. NCBI's taxonomy places the organism in Eukaryota, Bacillariophyta, Bacillariophyceae, Naviculales, Naviculaceae.